Dioscorea cayenensis subsp. rotundata (Guinea yam) is the source of this 2559-nucleotide messenger RNA. RefSeq names its product kelch-like protein 3. Lineage: Eukaryota; Viridiplantae; Streptophyta; Magnoliopsida; Dioscoreales; Dioscoreaceae. The coding region runs from base 50 to 2263 and encodes 737 amino acids. Gene Ontology annotation, molecular function: protein binding. The record is from RefSeq and is a predicted model, not a curated record. Gene Ontology annotation, biological process: response to endoplasmic reticulum stress. The transcript is spliced from 11 exons.
GUUUAGUUGAAUUUCGUUCGUUGCUCUGGACGAGCAUCUAGAGGGGAACAUGGUGGCUGGAAAGAAGACAAUGGCAUCCACUUUCCCUGAUUUUUCUUCAAAGUUUUCAAAGCCUGGGAAUAGUGCUGUUUCUCAUAGGAACUUAAGCAAGAGUGAUCUUGGAGGAAUGAUCUUUGGAUGCAAGCACCACACUAUGGCUGAGUGCCUAUCAAAGCUGCUAUUUGGGCUGCCGGCAUUGCAUUACCCGUAUGUAAGAAAUGUCGAACCAAAUUUGCCCUUGUUCCUAUUUAAUUAUGAUGACCGGAAGCUAUAUGGAAUUUAUGAAGCUGCAUGCCAUGGUGUUAUGAAUAUUGACCCACAUGCUUGGACAGAUGACGGUGCAUGGAAAACUCCUUUCCCUGCACAGGUUCGCAUCCGUGUUAAAAUUCAAUGCCAGCCACUCCUUGAGAGUCAGUAUCGUAAGAUCAUCGAGCGUAAUUACUACCAAGGCCAACAUUUUUGGUUUGAAUUAGACCACACCCAAACCAGAGGCUUAAUAGCAUUGUUUCGACCUUGUCCUACAAACACCAUUCCCGCAACCAUUGCAACAAGAAGGAGCAGCUCCUCGACUGCAUCACCAGUGGCCGAUUGGAAGUCAGUUGUUAUCAGGGGGCAUGUGGAUACUGAGGCUGCAAUACCCAAAAAGAAUUCAGAUGCAUCUCCUGCAGUGAAUUCAAAUAUGUUUGCCUCUCUUGACUUUGAUCAUGAAGAAAGUGACUGUGCCAACUCAAGCAAGAUGUCUUCUGCUGGCCCAGAAGAUAUAGUAGCCAAAGAGCCAGCACCAAAUUCAGAGGAGUUGGGGAAGGAUUUUGUAGACACCCCUCAUGUGGAUGCCACCCCUGACCUAAAUGUCAGUGAUCAAACACUGCCCAAACAGCAAUAUGCUGAUGAGAGAUUUCAGAAUGAAGUAGAAGCAGUGGUCCUUAAGCUUCAAACGCUGUCUGCUAAACGUAGUUCUUUACUUUCAUCUUCCCUGCACUCUGAGAAUGAAUGUUCAUCUUCCCUGCACUCUGAGACUGAUUUGGUUUCUUCUGUUGCUACAAUUGACUUGAAUGAGGACAUUGGAAAGAUUUCAGAAGAAACUCCAAUUCUUACAGUGGAGGACAAUAUAGAAUUGGAUCAUUAUCAAGGAAAGGAAGAGGUGGUGCAGCUUGUGAAAGAAAUAAAAGCGAAAAGCUUAGUGUUGGAGAAAAAGCAGGUUGAAUCUGAUCAGGAAAUUCAACGACUGAAGGAUCUUGUGAAGCACUCUGAAAGAAAAAUAGAGCAACUGGAAGAACAUUUAAAGGACUUAGAAACCAAGCUUGAACCUUCUAUAACACUUGAUGAGUCACUGAACAAAUUUGUUGAUCAGUACUUUGGUUCAGAUAAAGUGAUAUACCUAAUCGGUGGAUAUGAUGGCGUGUCAUGGUUAUCUUCAUUAGAUGCCUUUUCACCAUCACUGGACAUACUAACUCCUCUAAAAUCAAUGAGUACUGCUCGUUCAUAUGCAUCUGCAGUUGCACUGCAUGGAAGUAUUUAUGCAUUUGGAGGUGGUGAAUCUAGUGGUGGAAAUGUGUGGCAUAAAACAGUUGAAUGCUAUAAUCCAAAGUAUGAUGAAUGGACUAUGUGCUCUCCUAUGAGCACUGAGAGGGGGAAUCUUGCUGGGGCUACUUUGAAUGGGAAAAUAUUUGCUAUUGGUGGAGGCAAAGGAAGUGACUGCUACUUUGAUGUUGAGAUGUUUGAUCCUGCUCUUAAUAAAUGGUUUAACUCUACAUCAAUGCAUGAAAAGCGCUUAGCACUUGGUGCGGCAGAACUUCAUGGCACACUUUAUGCUGUUGGGGGUUAUAAUGGAUACUCUUACUUACAAUCGGCUGAAAGAUAUGAUCCCCGGGAACGAUACUGGACCAGGUUGCCAAACAUGAACUCAAUAAGAGCUUGUUAUUCACUGCAAGCCUUUAAUGAGAAAUUGUAUGCUAUUGGAGGAUAUGAUGGUAAAAAAAUGGUAUCAAGUGUGGAAACGUUUGAUCCUCGCAUGGGUUCAUGGUUGAUGGAUGAACCGAUGAAGUUUGCGAGAGGCUAUGCUGCUUCCGUGGUGCUUGAUAAUGCUCUUCUUGUAAUUGGUGGAAGUUUAGAUGGAGAUAAUGUCACCGAAAAUGUUGAAUCAUACAAAGAUUGUAUUGGAUGGACUAAUAAAUAUACAAAAGCAAUUACAAAAAGGUGCUUCUUUUCUGCUGCUGUUUUAUGAGCUUGGCAAGGGAGCUAUUAAAGAUGUGUGGGGUUGUAAUUAUAUUGGUUGAAAUAAUUCAGUAAUUGUUGUAGUGUGUAGUUUGUGUAUAGGAAAAUGCUAAUCAGAUUGCAUUGAUUAGCAUUUCAUUUAUGUAAUUAAUUUGGCUAGUUUUAUUGAGUAUAGAAUGUAUACCAAAUUGGUGUUGACUUGAAGUAACUGUGGAGGAUCUAACCUUAUUAAGGGUUGUUCCUUCUGUUUGUUUUUUAAGUUAGUGCACCAAAGAAGAGGGUUUUAUGUUUCAUCUCGCCCUCUCA